UCGGGUUUCAGAAAAUUACAGUUUCUUUUCUCCAAGUCAGUAUUAAUAGUUGCUCGAAACUUGCUUAGCACGAAUAAACGAACAAUGAUGAAGGUAGUAGCAACUCUACUCUGCUUGGUGGCAGUCACUCAGGCCAACUUCACCGUCAAACAGAUGGAAAAGAUCCACUCAUCGUUUGUGAACUGCACGACCAACUUGAACAUCCCCGAGGACACCGUCCACUACGAGCAGAUCACCGUUACCGGAAACCUGACCGUCAAGGAUUCGAUGUACAAGCGUAACCUGCUGUGCCUGAUGCAGGGCAUGCGUAUCGCCAAACCGACCGGCGACAUUGACGUGCCGAACAUGCGGGAGUUCCUGCGGGAUGGCCACGACGAAAAGUCGCUGGGGGAAAUGCUGGAAAUUUGCGCCAAAACGGCGAAGGGGGCGACUCCGGAAGAGAAGGCCUACCAGUUUCAUCAGUGCUUCUGGACGCAGGAUAAGUUUGUGGUGUGAUGGGUUAGAAAUCAACAUUUGUUUUAUUUAAAUAAAUAAAAUUGAAAAUAAAACAAU
Molecule: messenger RNA, 552 nt
Organism: Culex pipiens pallens (northern house mosquito)
Lineage: Eukaryota; Metazoa; Arthropoda; Insecta; Diptera; Culicidae
Exons: 2
Coding region: 85-495 (136 amino acids)
Biological process (GO): sensory perception of smell
Molecular function (GO): odorant binding
Source: RefSeq, a predicted model, not a curated record